UCUUUUAAGUUCUUCAAACUAAAGAAAUUAAGAUCAUGGAGAGAAGGAUAUGCAACAAUUGCCAUAGCCAACUUCAGGUACCUCCCAAGGCCACGACCAUUCGAUGCAAGUGUCAGGCGUUGUACACCGUCGGAUCAUCAUCCUCCCCUCGAGUUGAUCAUAACGGUUCAACCGCCCAAAAACAAGUUCCAAACUCUUCCAUGAAACUUUUAAGAAGCAGAAACAUCAACAACGACAAUAUUAGUAUCGAAACCUCACCUUGGCUAGGGUUUAGCGCGAACCUGUUAAACUCAACACGACGUCAACCGAGAAAGGCGCUUCUUAUUGGAGUAAGUUAUCAAGAUCAGAAAUAUCAGCUCAAUGGUACUAUUAAUGAUACCAAGAACAUGUGGAAUUUGCUCACAUAUCAACUUAGAUUUCCAAAAGAUGCUAUUUGUGUGCUAACAGACGACAACUUGAGCCUCUCACCCACAAAGGAGAACAUGCAAAGGGCAUUGAAGUGGCUCGUCCAAGACUGCCAAUUCGGGGACUCUCUAGUCUUCUACUUCUCGGGUCAUGGCCUUCGACAACACGAUUUCAAUAACGAUGAGAUUGAUGGCUACGACGAGACUCUCUGCCCGGUUGAUUUCAAGACGGCUGGGAUGAUUUUCGAUAAUGACAUCAAUGAUGUUAUCGUUAAGCCGCUUAAACCCGGGGUCAAACUUCAUGCCAUCGUCGAUGCUUGUCAUAGCGGAACCAUUCUCGAUCUAGAGCAUGUCUAUAGCAGAGACAAAAGACUAUGGAUUGACAAUAAAUCACCAUCGCGUGCCAACAAAAGCCCGAUUGGAGGAGUAGCAAUUUCAUUGAGCGCCUGCGCAGAUAAUAAAAUGGCUGUGGAUACGACGGCAUUUUCAAGAAACGCGACGGAUGGCGCUUUAACGUACAUUUUCACAAAAAUAAUGAAGGAGAAAGGCGGGAAAGUAACGUAUGCUGAGUUGCUUAAUGAGAUGCAGAAAAUGAUUGAAUCUGUGAAUGAUUCAUUAUGCUUGAAAUCAUCCCUGAUCAAAAGACUUUUCAGAAACAAGAUAGUUCAGGAGCCUCAGAUAUCAGCUUCACAAGUGAUUGACAUAAACGGGUACCUGAAUUUGUAGGAACGAUGACAUUUUCAAAUAAUCUUCUGUUGUUUGCAGUUUUUCCUGUUAUGAUUUU
Messenger RNA from Impatiens glandulifera, 1188 nucleotides. RefSeq names its product metacaspase-1-like. The record is from RefSeq and is a predicted model, not a curated record. Gene Ontology annotation, biological process: proteolysis. Bases 36 to 1130 code for a protein of 364 amino acids. NCBI's taxonomy places the organism in Eukaryota, Viridiplantae, Streptophyta, Magnoliopsida, Ericales, Balsaminaceae. Gene Ontology annotation, molecular function: cysteine-type endopeptidase activity. The transcript has 5 exons.